Molecule: messenger RNA, 779 nt
Organism: Homalodisca vitripennis (glassy-winged sharpshooter)
Lineage: Eukaryota; Metazoa; Arthropoda; Insecta; Hemiptera; Cicadellidae
Exons: 2
Coding region: 67-705 (212 amino acids)
Source: RefSeq, a predicted model, not a curated record
CUAAACUAAAAAUGUUUACAGGGUUCUAAUUAAUUGAUUUUUAAACAAUAGUUGUCUUUGGUUUCUAUGGAAUGGCAAAUUAAAAUGAUUUCUCUUGGACUCAAAUCAAAAUUUUUUGGAACUCUUCCCACGCCUCUGUUUCAGGUGGUGGCGGUGCGUGGGUAUGCAGAACACAAAGGUGAUGAGGACAUCAAGUGGCAGUGGUCAGUUCGCGAGUCACCUUGUCUGGAAUGUUACAAGUACAAGGACAAGAGAGGUUGGCUGUCUAAAAUUCUCAAACGUAAGAAAGAGGAAGAACUGACCAAUCGUCACCGAGAGGUCAAAUAUCAGCCUAAAAUAUGGGAGCUUGAAUAUUACAACUACUUGCUGCCAGAAUGCAACCCAAAAGAGAAGAAGACAAAGCGAAAGAGCAAAAAGCCAAGUGCAAAGAGCCCAUACCCGGUUUGCGGCUAUAAGAAUUUUUCAUGUGAAGGCAGACAAGAACUCGUAAGUUUGGAGAGAGGAGAUGAACUCAAACCUUGCACCGUGAAACUAAAUAUUCCACACAAAGAGCCGUUCUGUCUGAACGAGACCUGUGGGAAGAUAAAACCUUUGAAGAAAGACAAUUGUGAUGAUGAGUCCGAGUUUUUGUGUCUGAAUCAUUUGAUUGAAAACAAACAAAAAAAUGAAGACGAUUCUGAUGAAAAAUGCUGUAAAACUAAAUGAGACCACUAAGGGGAACUAAAAGUAUGUUCAGUUUAACUAAGAGAAUACAUGUAAAUAAAUUCUUGUAAUUUAAA